This is a messenger RNA of Mycena citricolor, 1309 nucleotides long. The record is from the annotation of a GenBank genome assembly. Lineage: Eukaryota; Fungi; Basidiomycota; Agaricomycetes; Agaricales; Mycenaceae.
GUUUCCGCCUUCAUGGCCACUGCUCAACGGUCGAUCUCACCAUCUGCUCAAGUAACGACGCCAGCGUCCAUACAAUCGACAUCGACCCCGGGCUUUAUUCCAGCUGAGACCCCGCGAGCGAAGGGCAAACGCAAAGCAGAUGAAGUGGACACCACGCCUCCGGAAGCGAAGAAAGAGCGUGAACAACGAGCAACUUUCGCUGUUGGACCUCGUCCCGUUCGUCCAUCGAACGCGACAACGACAACAUCUGGCCACGCUCCAUCUUCCUACCACCGUCAAAAACGGGCGCGUCUUUCCGCGUCCUCAGAAUCUCCGUCACUCUCCCGAUCUUUAGCCUACCAGGAAACAGACCAGCAUGGCAGCUGGCCUAGUCGACGAUCCACAGGCGCUGCGCGACCUCUUUCUCGAUCCCAGUCGGUUCAAUCCCAUGCGCAGACUGCCGGCGGCGCGUCUUCGCAUAGGGCGCCGUCCCGACGCAGCUUAUCUCAGGCUUCCAUACCAUUAUCUGCACUCAUUUCUCCGCACGCGCCAUCCGUGGCUAGAUCUGGCGGAGCGUACCACAUGCGGGAUCCCCACAAGCCUCCGCGAAUCCAGCCGACGGCGUGGGCCCUUUCUUGGGGUGAGAUAAACUGGCGUGCGGAAAAAGCGGACCGCUGGCGUCAUUGGACGGAAGCUGGAGGUAGCCCGUUGCAUGCUUGGCUCUUCUUUAUCGGCUUUGUUAUCUUCCCGAUAUGGUGGGUUGCCGCUUUCAUUCCGGUGGUUCGGACGCGUCGCAUUGGAGAAGGGGGGAAGGAUGUCAUUCUUGACGAUCCUCAACUUGAGUUUGGUGAGCCUCUUCCAUUCUGGUUGUUGCUGGACCUGAUCGCAUUCUCAGACGCAAGAACGUGGCGGAAGAGAUCUCGCAUCAUGGCAGUGGUCUCCUUCGUGACAUACAUUCCGUUCAUUAUUCUUGUUGCUAUUUUCGCCUAGCACUUCUUGUCUGUGGGCGGGACUACGUCAGGUAGGCCCACCGGACUCACAUUCCUUACCAGUUACGGCCACUAAUCUAUUUCUACACUUACUGACACCAAUGCAUUCUAUACCACCCACUUACGCGUCGACCCUAUAGAUGUGUGAUCCUGUACAUCUCACACAAUGCAGAGGUUAUGUGCGCAUGGACUGGGAAACAAAAACACGUCUAGAAACAUAUGUACAUGUACAAUUACAUUUGUAUUCAGGUAAGGAUGUGUGUGUGUGUGAUAGCGAUGAAGUGGAAGCCAAAAAACCAAAGCAAACGGACGGACAUACGAUAAGGCCAAGAAAGACUGGA